AUGUCUGCUGGCCAUUCCGAGCCGCAGGUGCUCUACAGCGUCAACAACAUCUCUGCAUUUUCCGUCCAGAAUGGAGAGGAACAUCUGAUCACGACAUCAGGCCCCCAGACUUUGUCGCUCUUGAUGGUGCCGACUGCAUCACCAUUUGCCGACCUGUCAACCACUGAACCGACCAGCGCGGCGCCCGAGGAAGACUUCUACCUCCACCUCCACCUGCCGCCUGAACUAGAUCUUCCGCUGCCUGCAACCACCCAGAUCUAUCACAAACCUCCCAGCAGCUACCUGAUACCUCGCUGGGAUCUGGGACCCGAUGCGGGUGCCUUCAUCCGGCUGCAGUUUCCUUCCAUCGGCAACGGGCCAGGAAAGGUAACGCAAGACGAGAUAGACACAUUUGAGACCAUCCUCGCCCAGUGUACGGCAUUCCUCGAACGAGUACACAGUACACCUCCGGGAUUUGAGCGUUACGAUCCGGGCAACUAUCGGCCAGGAGAGGGCUACAUCGGAACACCGAAGCCGGAAAAGGAUCGUAAUCAGCAGCAUGGGCAAAUUGUGCUUAUUGACGAAGAGAAUGGAAGCGUCAUCGGCGAGCUGCAAGAUAACUACACAUUAGUGGAGGAGACAUCGGUCAAGCCUGGUUCAAAGACUCCGGUCCAGAUCCAGCUACCUGUCGAAGGGCAAGGCAACCAGAUCCGAGUCGACAACGUUCCUGAAGACUACCUUGCCAUAUCGAAACAUCCUGCUUAUGCGAAGUCGCGAGUCGUGCAAGGCUCUGCGACCGCCUCAAGGCUCAUUGUGACGAGUUCCACUUACUUGGCGAAUAAGCUGUCAUCAGGGGCAGAUUCGUUCCAAAAGAAUACCCAGCCUAACCCCAAGCCCAUGACAUUCUCACCUGCUACCCAUGCGCGCAUCCGUCAAAUCCACUCCUUUACUCAGGGCGCCGUUGGCCUCAGUGCAAAGACGGUCGGUCAACUGGGUAGAUAUGCCCAGAAUUUUGGGGCCUCACUCGCUCGAAAAGGGGAGAAGACCAAGAAGGAGGUGGGCAAGGAGUAUAAACCCGGCAUUCUCAACAAAUCCAUGAUUGCCUUCUCUACCAUUGCUGACGGCAUCGAUCAGGCCGGUCGCAACCUCUUGGCCUCCAGCUCCGCGGCGGCGACCAAUGUAGUGAGCCACAAGUACGGCAAGGAGGCUGGCACCGUAGCGCAAGGUCUGGCUGGUGGUGUCAAAAACGUGGGCCUUGUCUACAUUGACGCAAUGGGAGUGUCACGUCGAGCAGUAAUCAAGUCCGUGGCUAAGGGCAUGGUGGUCGGCCGGAUGCCAAACGGACAGCAACUUGUCGUCGGCUCAGGCGAUGGAGGAGUUGUGCCGGCUGAAGCAUACAUGCCCGACGAAAAGCGGAACGAUUACUAUCCCUCCUCCUACUCAGGGGCGUCGCAGAGCGGCGUGAGCCAGGCGGGAUAUGGAGUCGAAAGUUAUGGCAAUGCGACCAAUGCGCCGCCUUCGUAUCCUUCGGGGAUCGGUGAACCUUUGGGUUCAACACUGCAGGGACAACAUGUGCGGGAGAAGUGA
Fonsecaea erecta is the source of this 1566-nucleotide messenger RNA. RefSeq lists its product as hypothetical. The record is from RefSeq and is a predicted model, not a curated record. Bases 1 to 1566 code for a protein of 521 amino acids. The transcript is spliced from 2 exons. Gene Ontology annotation, biological process: cell division. NCBI's taxonomy places the organism in Eukaryota, Fungi, Ascomycota, Eurotiomycetes, Chaetothyriales, Herpotrichiellaceae. Gene Ontology annotation, cellular component: plasma membrane.